This is a messenger RNA of Corticium candelabrum, 2089 nucleotides long. RefSeq lists its product as uncharacterized. The record is from RefSeq and is a predicted model, not a curated record. Gene Ontology annotation, cellular component: cytosol; membrane; phagophore assembly site. Gene Ontology annotation, molecular function: protein serine/threonine kinase activity; GTPase activity; GTP binding. Lineage: Eukaryota; Metazoa; Porifera; Homoscleromorpha; Homosclerophorida; Plakinidae. The coding region runs from base 248 to 1957 and encodes 569 amino acids. The transcript has 15 exons. Gene Ontology annotation, biological process: protein autophosphorylation; regulation of autophagy; peptidyl-serine phosphorylation.
UUUGUCGCGACUCUCUUCGUUGAGACGCGUCGAGCGUGCGGAAUUCGAAGCCUCUGCCAACUUGCUCUCGUCUCAAUCGACGUACUGCAGUGGACAACGAAGCAUAGGCGUGUUGACGUUUUUCAAUCGACCACGCCUAGCUAGAGAACUAGCGAGGACGUUUUUCAAUCGACCACGCCUAGCUAGCGAACUCGAGGACGUCGACUAGCAAAAGGUGUUCGUACAGCUGACGGAAACGAAGUUCUAGAUGGACGCAGCUAGCGUUGAGAGCGGAAAGAGUCCUCCAGACGACUUGAAGCAACUUCGAGUAACGUCAUCUCAAGAUUUUGAGGAGGCUGAUCAGUACAUGUGGAACACGAACGCGGUAAUAGGAGGCGGAGCGUUUGGAAAGGUGUACAAGGGAUGGCAUAAGGUGACAUACGAGAAAGUUGCGGUAAAAGUUAUCCCUAGAGAAUUUUAUGCAAAAGAUCGCAAGUUUGUUGAAAGAGAGACAGACAUACAAAUGGAUAUGCGUGAUUGUGAAAACAUUGUCCGUCUCUUUGCAAGAACAUCAGCCUUGGACGGUUGUGCGUUGAUAAUGGAAAGAUGUGACAAAGAUCUCGAGAUGUAUGUGACAGAAUGCAGAGGGUUAGACGAAGCUCAAAUCAAGGAUUUCUUACUGCAGCUCAACAAUGGAUUGAAGAAGUUGUGUGAAAAAGGUGUGGUACACAGAGAUUUGAAGCCAGCAAAUAUCCUUCUGAAGCAAGUAGAUGGUGACCAACCAGGCUCAAGCAGGAUGAUUGUGAAGUUGGGUGACUUUGGGGGUGCUAGAGAGUACCGAACUGCGGAUCAAAUGACUACAAUGGUGGGCACACCGAUUUAUAUGGCUCCAGAAGCACUCGAGAAUUACCAAACAUCUCUCAAGGGUUAUGACGAAAAAGUCGACAUGUGGUCAGUCGGUGCUGUACUCUAUUUCUGCGUUACCACUAAACACGGAUUCCUUGCGACGGAGAUGGAAAUUCUUUCAAUUUUGAAAAACAAAGGCGACGCAAUAGCAUUUACUGGAAGCGGACAACUCGUCGAGUACUACACUCAAUUUCCCGUAACCACUGGCGCAAUAUGUCGUCUUUCCGGAGACUUUAAAGAGAAGAUGGAGACAUUGAUUCGGAAGCUUCUGGUUAUUGACCCCAGCAGAAGGAUGGAUUAUCAACAGUUUUCUCACAAUGUGAGGAGACUUUGUGGGAAGGAUGCUGUGCACGAUUCGACUAGACCUGAUGACCAUCCUGCAUCUCCAGACGGUCUGGCGACAACCGAGGUCUACAAAUUGAAUCCGUUGUUUGCAGGAGACCAGGAAAAUAGGAGGAGGCUCGAUAAAACGUACAAGUUGGUGUUGCUUGGCAACGUAUCAGUUGGCAAGACGUCGUUGGUGACGCGUCUUACUACUGGGAAAUCCACUCGAAAUACUAAAGCAACUAUAGCUGUUGACUAUAAGGAAGCACACUUUCCCGUCGAUGACUUAUUGAUUCCUGUUCAGCUCUGGGAUACAGCUGGACAAGAGAGACAUAAGGGAAGUUUGACCAAUCAUGUCUACAGGGAUGCUCACGGGUUGGUUAUUGUCUAUGAUAUCUGCAGCAAGGAAUCGUAUGAUGCUGUAAAAACUUGGCAUAGUCUUGCUAAGAAUUCUAUGGACAAUGACACGAUAUUUACAUUGAUUUGUGGCAACAAGAUAGAUUGUCGAUCUAGAGACAGUUCUCUUGUUCCAGUGGUUACAACUGAAGAGGGAGCCGCUCUCGCCAAUGACUGCGGAGCUCAGUUUGGUGAAGUCAGUGCAGAAACAAAUGCCAAUGUCAGUGAGGUCUUCUUGGAAUUCAUCAGGAAUGUCUAUCGUCGAGACAGUGAUGAACGAGCGAAUCCAAACGACAGCAUCAAAGUUUCUACGCAAACCCCAGAGACAGAACGUCGAUGCCCAAAAUGUUAAUUAACAUUCUCAUACAAACAUACUAUUUCGAUGUGAUUUUACAUUUAUAUUGUGUUUGUAAGUCGUUGACAUUGUGUUUUAAGUUAAAGUCUUGUAUGUUUUAGGUUUUAUGUUUGAAAAAUAUCCUAAAUG